AUGAAUUUCCUUAGUAAAACUUUUAACACAUUAACAGGAAAUUCAAUUCCUUAUACAUUCAAUGAAAAAGUAAUAGAUCCAACAAAUUCAUCAACAAAAUUAAAUCAAAAUUCAAUAUGGACACUAUAUAAUGGGAUAAACCCCAAAGAUAAUUCACUAGUUUCAAUAUUUGAAUUCAAUUUAAAUAAUCCAAAAACUAUCAAUUAUUCAAAUUUAGCUAAAAAUGCUUUUAAAAAAUUAAAAACAAUAAAAUUUCCUGGUAUAAUUUCAAUAAUUGAAUUUCUUGAAGUUGGUGAAAUAUUAUAUAUUAUUACAGAAAGAGUAAUUCCCUUACCUAUAUAUUUAGAAACGAAUCCAAAAUUAUCAAAUGAUUCAAUAAUAGCAGGAAUUUAUUCAAUUGCAACCACAUUAACAUUUUUAAAUGAUGAAUGUAAUUCCUUAUAUGGUGGAUUAAAUUUUUACAAUUCCGUAUUUAUAAAUUUACAAAAUGAUUGGAAAUUAAUGGGAUUCGAAUUAGUUACAAACUUAUCUUCAGAUCCAGAUCAACCAAUUUAUAGAUUAAGUCAAUAUAGUCCACUGCAAGUUGAUAGGAUUGACCCAGAAAUUAUAAGAAAAGAUCCUAAAAAAUACGAUUCUUUAAAAUUGGGGUAUUUUAUUUAUGGAGUUUUUAAUUCGGGUGUUUUUGAUAUUAAUUACAAAUUACCUGUGAAAUUGGUGGGACCAACUAAAAGAUUAAUUGCUAAAAGAAAUUAUAUUUCACAAUACUUAAAAGAAAUGGAACAAGUUCAUCAACUAAAUAAAGUUAUUAAAUUUAAUAAUAUACUAAAUGAAUUAAAAUUUAUGAAUAAUGAUCAAAAAUUAGAAUUUUUUAAAUAUGAAUUAUUAAAUUUUAUUGAUGAUUCAAACACUGAAGAAGAAAAUAAUUAUCCUCCUGGACUUUUAAAUUAUAAAUUAUUACCAGAAUUGAUUACACAAUUCAAUCAAUUAAAAAUUUCAACUACUGUAGUAGAUUUACAACAACAACAAAAUAAUCAAGAAACUUUAUCAUUAAUUUUAAAUUUUAUAAUUAAAUUUGGAAUUCAAUUAUCGCCGGAAGAGUUUAACAAACAAAUAAAGCCUAUCAUCUUUGAAUCGUUCACAUUACCCGAUAGAUCAAUACGAUUAAUCCUAUUAAAUCAUUUACCAACUUAUGAAAGAUUUUUAAAUGAUUCAGAUAUACAAUCUAAAAUUUUCAAUUACUUAAUCACGGGGUUUCAAGAUACAAAUUUUGUAAUUAGAGAAUCAACUUUAAAAUCUAUAACUAUAAUUAUUGAUAAAAUAUCAGUCAAACAAAUUAAUAAUGAAUUAUUAAGAAUAUUAGCCAAAACUCAAAUAGAUCCAAAACCUUCAAUUAGAGUCAAUACAUUAAUUUUAAUAAUUACAAUAUCAUCAAAAAUUUAUUCAAAUUCUAAAAAUAAUGUUUUAAUUACUGCAUUAUCAAAAUCAUUAAGAGAUUCAUUCAUACCUUGUAAAAUGACAGCAUUAAAUGGAUUUAAAUCAUUAAUUAAUGAUUUUUCAUUAGAAGAAAUAUGUUCAAAAAUAUUAGGACAUUUAGCAAUUUCAUUAAUGGAUAAAAAAUCUCUUAAAAUAAGAAAAGAAGCUAAAAUUGUAUUUGAUUUGUAUUUAAAAAAUGUUGAAAAUUUUGCAAAUGAUUUACCAAAUAUAGAAGAAGAUGAAGAUGAAGAAGAAAAAGAAUUUUUUAAAAGAAAUGCACCUCAACAACAACAACAGCAACAAGAACCUCAACAAGAUCAACAACUAAAUACUGCUCCAGCUACUUCAGAAUCAAGUUUUGGUUGGAAUAUGGUUUCAAAAUUAACUUCCAUAAGUGGUGUUUCUAGUGUUACUGGUGGUCAAUUAAAUAAAGAUUUUAAUCAAUCAACUCCUGAUAUAACUAGAGUAAGUACACCAAGUCAAAAACAAUUACCAAUUCAUCAUCAACAACUGCAACUUAAAAUUAAUGAAGAUUUAGAAGAUAAUGAUGGUUGGGAUAAUAAUGAUGAAGAUGAAGAUUAUUUCAAUGAUGAUUGGAUAGACAACGAUGAAAUUACAACUAGUAAUGGAAAAAAUCAAGAUUUAUCAAAAACAUUCCCAAUAAUUGAAAAUACAAAAAAAUUAAAUCUAGGUAGAUCAACAGAAACAACAACAACAACAACAACAACUACAAAAAAAUCAAUACCUACAACAUCUAUAAAAAGACCAUUAAGUACCAAUACUAUAAAAAAGCCAACAACUACAUCACUGUUGAAAUUAGGUGGUUCGAAACCAAAACCAAAACUGAACUUACAAUUAAAUUUAAAAAUUGAAGAUGAUGAUAUUAAUGAAGAAGAUGGUUGGGGUGAUGGAUGGUAG
This is a messenger RNA of Lodderomyces jiufengensis, 2391 nucleotides long. RefSeq names its product Cex1p (gene CEX1). Lineage: Eukaryota; Fungi; Ascomycota; Pichiomycetes; Serinales; Debaryomycetaceae. Gene Ontology annotation, biological process: tRNA export from nucleus. Gene Ontology annotation, cellular component: cytoplasm. The coding region runs from base 1 to 2391 and encodes 796 amino acids. The transcript has a single exon. The record is from RefSeq and is a predicted model, not a curated record.